AUGCAGAUUUUGAUUCAGAAUGUCUGGGAUGGACUUCAGAGUCUACAUAAAGAAGAAGCUGAGUAUAAUAGCUAUCUGAAGUGUGGCACAGGGAGAAUUAGUCCAAUCUAUGCAGCUGACGAUCUAGGGCAACCCAUCUUGCACAUCCGUAAAUUUCAAGACUCAUUGGUCAUUGAGGAUGUGGCCGUGGUCUUCACCCAGGAAGAGUGGGCAUUGCUGGAUCUUGCUCAGAGGAAACUCUACCAAGAUGUGAUGAUGGAAACCUUCAGAAACCUGGCCUCAGUGGUGUCUCAAAACUUUAAUGAUGGAGAAAAAUUAUCCAGUGAGCAUAUAAUAGUACAAUUCAUGAACAAUAACAGCUGGUCCUCCAUGUUAGGAGAAAUCAUCGAAUUGCCUGUCAGUGAAGAUCAGCCUAAAAAUCAGGGGAGACAUAUGAGAACACAUGAAGUAGAUAACCUCCUUGGAAGUAAUGGUGGCAAUCACUGUGGAAAAACCUUCAGUCAGAUUUCAGAGCUUUCUGUGCUAAAAGGAAAUCCUCCUGAAGUAAAUCCUUUUGGAGUCUAUGAGUGUGGAAAAGCCUUCAUGGAACACUCAUUGCAUAAGCAUCAUACCAGAUCUUACACUGAAUGCAGUACUGGUCAUUCCAAGGAACGUGGAGAAGCAUAUGGUUGUCCCUGCUAUCUAAACCCUCCAGCAAAAAGUCUUACUGGAAAGAAACCCUGUAAUUGUAAGGUAUGUGGGAAAGACUUCAUUUGUAUCUCACACCUUAAGAAUCCUCUGACAACAAUUACUGGAGAGAAGCACUAUGGACAUAACAAAUGUGAGAAAGAGUUCUGUAAUUUCACCUCCUUUGGGACACAUGCUAGAGGUCAUAAGCAUGAGUGUAAAGAAUAUUGUAAAACCUGUAGUUCUUCAUUUCUCACUUUACCUGAAAAAUGUAAUGGACAUAAGCCUCAUGAGUGUAAGGACUGUGGGAAAGCCUUUAGUGAUUCCUCACAACUCACUAUACAUUUAAGAACUCACAGUGCAGAGAGGCCUUAUGAAUGUAAGGAAUGUGGGAAAGCCUUUAGUCAGGCCUCAUCACUCACUAUACAUAUAAGAACUCAUAGUACAGUGAGGCCUUACGAAUGUAAGGAAUGUGGGAAAGCCUUUAGUCGCUCCUCAUACCUCACUGAACAUAUAAGAACUCAUAGUGGAGAAAAACCUUAUAAAUGUAAGGAAUGCGGGAAGGCCUUUAGUCGUUCCUCAUAUCUCACUGAACACAUAAGAACUCACAGUGGAAUAAGGCCUUAUGAAUGUAAGGAAUGUGGGAAAGCCUUUAGUUCUUCCUCCCACCUCACUACACAUAAAAGAAUUCACAGUGGAGAGAGACCUUAUCAGUGUAAGGAAUGUGGGAAAACCUUUAGUGAUUCUUCAUCCCUCACUCAACAUAUACGAACUCACAGUGGAGUGAGGCCUUAUGUAUGUAAGGAGUGUGGCAAAGCCUUUAGUCGUUCCUCAUACCUCACUGAACACAUAAGAACUCACAGUGGAGUGAGGCCUUAUGUAUGUAAGGAAUGUGGGAAAGCUUUUAGUCAAUCCUCACACCUCACUACACAUAUAAGGACUCACAGUGGGGAGAGAUCAUAUGAAUGUAAGGAGUGUGGGAAAGUCUUUAGGCAGUCCUCAAACCUCACUACACAUAUAAGGACUCAUAGUGGAGAGAGACCUUAUGAGUGUAAGGAAUGUGGGAAAGCCUUUAGUCAGUCCUCAGCCCUCACUAAACAUACAAAAAUUCAUAGUGGAGAGAGGCCUUAUGAAUGUAAGAAAUGUGGUAAAGCCUUUAAGUUUUUUUCACACCUCACUUCACAUAUAAGAACUCACAGUGGAGAGAGAGGCCUUCUUAAUGUAGAAUGUGACAAAGCAUUUAGUCAGUUCUCAGUCCUUAUUGAACAUCAGUAA
Molecule: messenger RNA, 1941 nt
Organism: Orycteropus afer afer
Lineage: Eukaryota; Metazoa; Chordata; Mammalia; Tubulidentata; Orycteropodidae
Source: RefSeq, a predicted model, not a curated record